UAUCCCCGCCGGCUGCAGGAUCCCGGCUCGUCCCGCUGUCUCUACCGGCUCUCUUUCUCUGGUCCCGGGAUGGCUCUCUGGCUGGUGGCGGGAUCGGUGCUGGCCGGGGCGCUGCUGCUCGUGUCCCCGGCCGCCGGGGUGGCGAUGCUGGCCGGGCUGGCCGUGUGGCCCCUGCUGGGCCGUGUGGGGCCCUUGGUGCAGGACGCGCGGUUCGCGAUGCGGGCGGCCCGGGUGAAGCGGCAGGUACGCGGGUGGAUGGCCUCCGGGGCCCGGUCCCUGCCCGAGCUGUUUGAGUUGCGAGCCCGGAGUCAGCCCGAGAGACCCUUCCUCCGGUACCGGGAGGAGACUUUGAGCUACGGAGAACUAGAAGCCCGGAGCAACCGAGCAGCCGCCGCCAUGAGGGGAGCCCUAAACCCCGGAGACACUGUGGCCCUGCUCCUGGCCAACGAGCCCCGAUUCCUGAGCGCCUGGUUCGGUCUCGCCAAGCUGGGAGCGGUGGUCGCCUUCCUGAACUGCAACGUCCGGAGAGGGGCCCUGAGCCACUGCCUGAGAGCCAGCGGGGCCCGGGGACUCAUUACCAGCCAGGAGCUGUUUGAAGCCGUCCAGGAGAUUCUGCCCGAACUGCGGGGGAUGGGGAUAAAGAUCUGGGUCAUGGGCCCCGGGGAAUACCCCGAAGACGUCGGGAACCUUCAGAAAAUGAUGGACGAGUCCUCGGAGGCUGAGCCUCCUUCCCAGCCGAGGGUGCCAAGAAACCCAACGGACACCGCCAUCUGUAUCUUCACCUCCGGCACCACAGGGUUACCGAAGGCGGCUCGGAUCAGCCACCUGAAAACCCUGAUGUGCUGCGCCUUCUACCAGCUGUGCUCGGCACACUCUGAUGACAUCAUCUACAUGUCACUGCCCCUCUAUCACAAGUCUGGAGCCCUACUGGGCGUCGGGGGCUGCAUCGGUAUCGGGGCUUCGCUUGUACUGAAGGAACGAUUCUCCGCCAGCCAGUUCUGGAGCGAUUGCCGUAAAUAUAACGUGACUGUGUUUCAGUACAUCGGGGAGCUGUGCCGGUACCUAACCAACCAGCCACAGUGUGCGGACGAGGUCGGGCACCGGGUGCGUCUGGCUGCCGGCAGCGGGCUCCGCCCGGACGUGUGGCGGGAAUUCAGCCGACGAUUUGGUAAAAUUCGGAUCUUCGAGACGUACGGAAUGACGGAAUUCAACAUCAGCUUCUUCAACUACACAGGCUCCCCGGGGGCAGUGGGAAGGGGCAGCUUCCUGUACAAGCAAUUCUGCCCCUUCGAUCUGAUCAAGUUUGACACAGUGGAGGAUGAGCCCGUGAGGGACGCGCAUGGACGGUGUCAGAGAGUCGUGGCAGGAGAGACGGGGCUUCUCAUCUCUCCAGUUACCCCCAUGUCACCCUUCCUGGGGUAUGUGGGCAGCCGAGAGCUCUCUGAGAAGAAGCUGCUAAGGGAUGUUUUCCGGGCCGGCGACUGCUUCUUCAAUACAGGAGACCUGAUGAUGCAGGAUGAGUUGGGCUUCGUGUACUUCCGGGACCGCACUGGAGACACCUUCAGAUGGAAGGGAGAGAACGUGGCAACCACCGAGGUGUCGGAGAUCCUGAGUGGGCUGUAUUUCCUCCAGGAGGUCAAUGUGUUUGGUGUCACGGUCCCAGGACACGAGGGCCGGGCUGGCAUGGCAGCUGUCACUCUGCGCCCCGGCCACAGGCUGGACCUGGAGAGACUUUACACCCACGUAGUGGAGUCUAUUCCCUCGUACGCCCGUCCACGGUUCAUACGAUUGAUGGAGGCGAUGGAGUGCACGGGGACUUUUAAACAGCAGAAGCUCCGCCUGGUCCAGGAUGGGUUCUCUCCCCUGCGCGUCCGGGAGCCGCUCUAUGUCCUGGACGAGAGCCGCCGCAGUUACCGGCCCCUCACAGAGGAUCUGUACCAUCGGAUCAUGGACUCGGAGUUCAGGGUUUAGCGGGCGGCAGUAGUGGGGGUAACCAUUCCAGCGGUUUCUAAUGGUUACGGCGCGGAAAAGCCCGGGAAUCUUUUUGUAAAUGUAGCUUUUGAUAAAAAUUGAACUCGCAGGAAACGGGACACAACGUUUUUGUAGACUUUUGUAUUUUACGGCAUUGGAUUUUCUUCGUAUUAUUUUAUAUUUUACUAUAAAAUGUUAACAGUCCGACAUUAAAGCGGAAUCGAUUAA
Spea bombifrons (plains spadefoot toad) is the source of this 2199-nucleotide messenger RNA. RefSeq names its product solute carrier family 27 member 3 (gene SLC27A3). The record is from RefSeq and is a predicted model, not a curated record. Lineage: Eukaryota; Metazoa; Chordata; Amphibia; Anura; Pelobatidae. Gene Ontology annotation, molecular function: long-chain fatty acid-CoA ligase activity; long-chain fatty acid transmembrane transporter activity. Gene Ontology annotation, cellular component: endoplasmic reticulum. Bases 70 to 1971 code for a protein of 633 amino acids. The transcript has 10 exons.